AUGGAAAACUUGAAUGUAACAACACAAGAUUUUAUGAAGAUUUGUCGCAGUUGCCUUUGUAGAAAUAAUUUGUCUCCAAUAAACCAAAAUAGUAUAAAUAUAUUUGAAAAAAUUGCCGAUGUAAAGAUAGAUCUAAAUGAAGAAUUGCCAAAACAAAUAUGUAAUGAGUGUCUCACUAAAACAAACAGCAUUUCUUCCUUUAUACAGACAGUAAAAAGUAAUGAUGUAUAUAUUCGACAAAUAUUUGAAAGCAGUAAGCACAUCAAUCUCUCUCCACAGAUUGAUGAUCAUGAAUCAGAUAUUAGUUGUGAUGCUGACCGAGAUAUAUUUUCUAAAGAUUCCUUUAAUGAGGGUAUUUUAACUAUAUCUGAAAAUGAAAAUGAAACAGAAAAAUUAAAAGGUAUUUAUACUAAACAUGAAAGUAAGCAAUUCAAAUGUAACAACUGUAAUAAAACAUUUGCUAAAAAGCAUAACUUAAACCAGCAUUUAAAAGCUCAUAACAAAUUAGGUAUAUAUGACUGUAAAAUUUGCUUAAAAAGAUUUAAACAACCUUCCAGCCUAAGGAGACAUGAUAGGAUAGUUCAUAAAGGAAUUAAACCAUUUAAAUGUGAUGUAUGUAAUAAAGAAUUUGGAACUCUUUUAUGUAAACAAGAACAUUUUCGCAUUCACACAGGAGAAAGACCAUACAUGUGCAAUAUCUGCGGUUUCAGCUUUAAAAAAUAUUCUACAUACUAUGCCCAUGAUAUAAGACAUAAAAUAAAAAGAGGUGAAAUCCCCAAGAGUACAAAAAUACCGAAAAAAUAUCCUAUAAAACCGCCCAAAAAUAAAAAAGAUCUGGAAUGUGAGUUUUGUCAAAAGUCUUUUUCAUGCAAGCAAGCGGUUUCAGUACACAAACAGAUUCAUUUUGGAGAAAAGUCUUUUUUGUGUACAGAAUGCGGUAAAAGUUUCAUGAGGAAAAGCCAUCUAGAAGUACAUGUUAGGAUCCAUACUGGUGAAAAACCGUAUCAAUGUAACGACUGUGGUAAAGAUUUUCGACAUCCAGGAGCUUACAAAAAUCACUUGCUGAUCCAUAAAAACAAACGUCCACAUAAAUGUGACGUAUGUGAGAAGAGCUUUGUUCAAAUCGGCCAUCUUAAGAGUCACGUUAAAACCCAUACUGGGGAAAAACCAUACAAGUGUACUCUUUGUGGAAAAGCUUUUGCUCAAAGUGGAAAUUUAAGGGCGCAUACUCGAAUUCAUACAAACGAAAGACCAUUCAGGUGUGAGGUUUGUUGUUUGGGAUUUUUUGAUUCUAGUUCUUUGAAGAAACAUAAGAGAACGCAUGAUAGAAUUGAAGUUAAAAAUGAGGAUCCAGGCCAGUAG
Diabrotica balteata is the source of this 1362-nucleotide messenger RNA. The record is from the annotation of a GenBank genome assembly. NCBI's taxonomy places the organism in Eukaryota, Metazoa, Arthropoda, Insecta, Coleoptera, Chrysomelidae.